Molecule: messenger RNA, 968 nt
Organism: Saccostrea cuccullata (small rock oyster)
Lineage: Eukaryota; Metazoa; Mollusca; Bivalvia; Ostreida; Ostreidae
Exons: 4
Coding region: 333-968 (211 amino acids)
Source: RefSeq, a predicted model, not a curated record
UGCUGAAGCAUAAUAUUAAGUGCAAGUGUUUCUUUUCCUUUGUAACAAAUACAAACCAGAAGAGCUACAGCCUGAUCAAAGACUUCUGGUUUCUCUAGAAGAUUAUAUAGAAUUAAUGCAGUUUAAUAGCUGUUUUCUUAUUUGAUCAGAAUAUACGCUCUGCAUUUUCGCUUAGACGAAGCAAUGAAUAUAGUCAUAACUUCUGAACUUCCGAGAAACUCUGAAUAAUAAUGAUGACGUUCAUUUGCUUCUAAGAAUUUUUGCACACAGCGGCUGACAUGUAUAUAUAAACCCACGGUGUAAUCUAUAACAGCAGUUCCAGGUAUAUCAACAUGGAGAGCUGCCCGGUACCCUGUGUUCCGCAGUCACACAUUUAUGCUGACAUUGAUUUCAAUGUUCGAUCACUGCUGCUGAUUUUUGGUGGUAUGUCAACAAUUGAUGAAGGCGACAUCCUAGAGCUCGAAGACAUCUAUCAAUUACGAGAGGACCUUGAGAUUCUGAUCCGAAACGUAUCGUAUUAUCACCCAAGAAUACAGGAACUCCAUGAAAGGAUUUUUUCGUUGAAAACAACGGUUGAUAAAUUUACAAAACAGGAAGUCAGUCUAGAGGAAAGGAUAAGAUCACAAUAUCAGUUGCAGUGGGACGAUAUGAUAGACAAAUUCACCGACAUUUCAAUAGUCUGCAGCAAAGAACGCGAACGAAUCGAUGAACUUGAAAGAAAUGAAAUUAGAUAUAAAAGGGCACUGGAAAUUAAAAAUAGCAGAAUAAAGUCAUUAGAAGAGAAGGUCGCCACCCUGUCAGAGAGUAAUGAAAAAUUAUCCUCCACAGUUAGCCAAAUGAAAGAGUGGAAUGUGACUUUUUCAAAUACGAAAGAGUGGAAUUUAAAGACUGCCCACAGUCGUCUAGCCAUGUGCAAUGCAGAACGAACAUUCUUCCAAACAACACACAAUAAGACGGAGAAAAGGUAG